Messenger RNA from Drosophila novamexicana, 1750 nucleotides. RefSeq names its product protein HEG homolog 1 (gene slow). Gene Ontology annotation, molecular function: calcium ion binding; signaling receptor binding. Lineage: Eukaryota; Metazoa; Arthropoda; Insecta; Diptera; Drosophilidae. The record is from RefSeq and is a predicted model, not a curated record. Gene Ontology annotation, cellular component: cell surface; extracellular region. The coding region runs from base 56 to 1561 and encodes 501 amino acids. The transcript is spliced from 5 exons. Gene Ontology annotation, biological process: anatomical structure development.
UACCAUAUUUAGCUGCCAUAAUAUAAUUGUCUCCAGAACUUGGCCAAUUUUCAAGAUGACGCAGCUGUGUUGCACAGUUUUGCUGCUGCUGCUGCUGCUGGCGGCGGCUUCAACAGGUAGCCACAACAACACCCGCUCGCACAACCAUCGGCUGCAUCGACAGCGUCAUCCGCACAGUGUCAAGUCGGAGGUGGAGCUGCUGCCGGGCGUGACAAUGCGUCCGGUGCGCGGCACGGACAGCACGCGGCUGCGCCGUCUGCCCCAUCAUGCCCAACAGCCGUACAACAAGGUCUUGACGCGACGCCUGCAUCAGCAUCAGCAGCAUUCGGGCGCCCGGCCCACCGAGUGGGAUUACAAUACCUAUAACAUCUAUACGAACACCUUUGGACCGCCGCCGCCGCCGCUGCCGCCGGUCUCGCCGUACGCCGGCAAGGGUGAGGACAACACGGGCGAUGUGGAGUUUAUCGGCGUCAGCGGACGCGGACGUGGCUACGAGUAUGUGCCGCCCAUCACAACCGCGGCGCCACCGCCGAAUCUCAAUCGUCGCGCCAUCACGCCCGGCCUCAGCAUGGGCACCGUGCCGCCGCUGGUGCCAGCCCGGCGUGGCUAUAGCUACACGACAACGGCGCCCAGCACCUCCACCAGCAGCACCACCACCAGCACCACCAGCAGCAUCAGCAGCACCACCGAGGAGCCCUACGAGACGAACACAAUCAGUCGCAAUUAUCCCACAGAUGCCAAGGAGAUGGAGCGGCGACACAUUUGCGUGCAGCAGCGCACAAUCACGAUGCCGGUGAAGACAACGGAGGUGUACACGCGACCCACCUGGAAGCACGUGAGCGUGCCCUGUCCGCCGCCCACGCACGCCGGCCAGAUGUGCACGCGGGUGCAGCUGGUGCACGAGCAGGCCUACCGGGACGUCAUCAAGCACAAGCCGGCGCAGCAGAUGACCUACGAUUGCUGCACGGGCUGGACGCGGGAGCACCAACGCGCGGAUGCGUGCAUGAAACCCCUUUGCAGCACGCGCUGCCAGAACGGCGGCAAUUGCACGGCGCCGCAGCUGUGCAGCUGUCCGGCGGGCUUUGGCGGCAGAUACUGCGAGCAGGAUGUGAACGAGUGCCAGACGGAGAAGCCCUGCGAUCAGCAGUGCAUCAAUACGCCGGGCUCCUACUAUUGUCGCUGCCGACAGGGCUUCGUUCUGCAGGCGGAUCAGCAGAGCUGUCGCAAGAGCUCAACCCAUGCGGAUGAUGCGUUCGAGGCGCGAGAUCUGGAGAACGACAUCGAUGAGACGGACGCGGCGGUGGUCACACGGCUGCAGAAGAUCGAACGCUCGCUGGCCAACGAGCGAGUGCACACGAACGAGCUGCAAAAGUCGCUGCAGGCCACCUACAGCGUCGUGGACACACUGCGCAGCAGGCUCAGCACACUGGAGAAGCAGGCGCUGGAUGUGAACCGCAUGCAGACGAAUCUCUACAAGACAGAGUCGCGCACCAACAAGCUGGAGAGCAUGCUCAAUUUGCUGAUGAAGUGCCGAAGUGGCCCCAACGCGGAUUGCCCCUAAUUUAACGAGGGGGAGCGUGGGGCCAGCGCGCCAAUACAGAACUGCAUUUUAUUACGCUCUAGAAAUUAAAAUGGUUUAGUUUAAGCUAAAGAAACUUAUCUAUAUUCGUUUGUGUAACUGUAGCCCAUCCCGCUUGUAAGCCAUUCCCGAACGCAAGUGCCUCCGUAGUUUAUAAAAAGAAAAAGAAAA